AGACCCCACUGCAGUCAAAAGCCCGCGGGGAGCCAGCUUCAAGGGACGGCCCGGAAAGACAGAACGCGCGCGGAAGGCGCCGGGCGUCCAGUCUCGGGAGAGGUUUGAGGCUGCGCUCAUGCCCACAGCCGGCAAUCCAGAGGAAUCCGCAGCUUUCUGCGUAACUACCAGAGGUAAGGUGGCACUGGACACAAACGUGAGGCUCCCAGGAACUACACCUCCGCUGCCCGAGUGCCAUCCCUUUUUACCUCAGGCAGCUCUGGCAAUCGUUCCUACCUGAAGAGCUGGCCCCUCCCCUCCGGACGCACUUCCCUUUCCCGGCAGGAAGAAGGGCGCUGACCCAGGGGGCGCACGCCCCUGGCUGCGCAUGCGUUAUUCGUCAACGGCGAGUGGCCUCGCGGCGCCGGAUUCGCCGCCCCGCCGUGAGUGCGCCUGCGCGGUCGCCGGGGCUCCCACCUCAGCUUCCCCUCCCCCUGGUCCCCGCGGGGGCUCCGAGCCCGGCGGGACCAUGUUCACCAGCACCGGCUCCAGUGGGCUCUACAAGGCGCCCCUGUCGAAGAGCCUUCUGCUGGUGCCCAGUGCCCUCUCCCUCCUGCUGGCCCUUCUCCUGCCUCAUUGCCAGAAGCUCUUUGUGUAUGACCUCCACGCAGUGAAGAAUGACUUCCAGAUUUGGAGGUUGAUAUGUGGAAGAAUAAUUUGCCUUGAUUUGAAAGAUACUUUCUGCAGUAGUCUGCUUAUUUAUAAUUUUAGGAUAUUUGAAAGAAGAUAUGGAAGCAGAAAAUUUGCGUCCUUUUUGCUGGGUUCCUGGGUUUUGUCAGCCUUAUUUGACUUUCUCCUCGUUGAAGCUAUGCAGUAUUCCUUUGGCAUCACUGCAGCUAGUAAUUUGCCUUCUGGAUUCCUGGCACCUGUGUUUGCUCUGUUUGUACCAUUUUACUGCUCCAUCCCAAGAGUUCAAGUGGCACAAAUUCUGGGCCCGUUGUCCAUCACAAACAAGACAUUGAUUUAUAUAUUGGGACUACAGCUUUUCACCUCUGGUUCCUACAUCUGGAUUGUAGCCAUAAGUGGACUUACUCCUGGCUUUAAGUGCUUCCUGUCUCCUCAGAAUGUUUCAUUGUAUGACAUUCAGUGCUCUAGAAUUAUUUCCGGUCUGUGCUACGACAGCAAAAUGUUCCAGGUGCAUCAGGUGCUCUGCAUCCCCAGCUGGAUGGCAAAAUUCUUUUCUUGGACACUUGAACCCAUCUUCUCUUCUUCAGAACCCACCAGUGAAGCCAGAAUUGGGAUGGGAGCCACGCUGGACAUCCAGAGACAGCAGAGGAUGGAGCUGCUGGAUCGGCAGCUGAUGUUCUCUCAGUUUGCACAAGGGAGGCGACAGAGACAGCAGCAGGGAGGAAUGAUCAAUUGGAACCGUCUUUUCCCUCCUUUACGUCAGCGACAAAAUGUAAACUAUCAGGGUGGUCAGCAGUCUGAGCCAGCAGUGCCUCCUCCUCUAGAAGUUUCCGAGGAACAGGUUGCCCGGCUCAUGGAGAUGGGAUUUUCCAGAGGUGAUGCUUUGGAAGCCCUCAGAGCUUCAAACAAUGACCUCAAUGUUGCCACCAACUUCCUGCUGCAGCACUGAUAGUCCCAGGCCAGCACUGGGACCAGACUGGCCACCAGACAGUGCAUGGUCCCACCAUCAGAUCAGCCUGGGGACCGAGCACCUCUGGUGCUGAUGUUCCUGUGGGGAGAGGGCGGUUCCACCGCACCCCCCACCCUCAACCCCAAGACUGUUGCCAUGAUAGCAUUGAAAUAAGUUUGCCAUUACAUUAGCAUGUAUUUUUUAUCUAUAUUUUUUUAUUGGGCAUUUUCCCUAGGUUGGAGAGUCAUUACUUGUUUUGAAUGUGUUUAAAAUGCAUUAAAAUGGAAGAUUUCUGCAGGCAGUUGAAUGGCACUCCAGAUGGGAAAUUGCUGUGACCCUCUUACUGUGUAACACGUCAUUUCCUGCGUCGUGAUGGGAGAGAGUAAUGUUAUUUCACAAAGGACGUGUCAGAUCCUUCUUCAUGGACUUUUUUAGUUACUGGUUUUUUGUUUUUUUUUUUUUUCUCUCAAACUUGUUUUCAAAUCUCCUGGGGGAUGAGGGAGAAACGGGGAGUUGAAUUUUCCCCCAUGCUGUUCCAGGCCAGUACCUUCUCCUGCAUCUGGUAACAAAGAAUGGUGAUAACCAUGUGCUGGUUCAAGGUUCUGGAGUUCUCCGUGAAACUGGGGUUAAUUUUGCUCAGAAUAUCCAGAGUUGGCUACUAGGCUGUGGGUGAAAUGGGAUGGAGAGGAAGAACACCAGGCUUUCUGAAGCCAUGUGGGCUGACUAGGGAGCUGUGUGGCUGACACAGGCUCAGCCCAGGAAGAGGAAAAAUGAUCCUUAGCCUGCCCCGUCCCUGUGGCAGGCUAAGUGUCUGGCCCUCCCAGCUCGCAGCUAGCCAGCCCCUCUGGCAGCAGAUUCUCCCCAGGGCUUGGAUCUUGAACCUGCGGCAGCAGGAGGCAAGGCACACUGUGGAGGACGGGGCUCAGGUCAGGGAGAGGAGAGGCAGGGGUAGACCACAGUGAGCAUGAAAAGUUGACUCUUGCAAUGUGCAACUGUUAUGUUCUGCAAAAUGAGCAGUGAUGUAUCAAAUUGAUGCAAAUUUAGAUGUUGAUAAUUAUAAUAAAGUUUUUAAUGUGUUUUA
Messenger RNA from Saimiri boliviensis boliviensis (Bolivian squirrel monkey), 2696 nucleotides. RefSeq names its product UBA domain containing 2 (gene UBAC2). NCBI's taxonomy places the organism in Eukaryota, Metazoa, Chordata, Mammalia, Primates, Cebidae. Gene Ontology annotation, molecular function: protein binding; serine-type endopeptidase activity. The record is from RefSeq and is a predicted model, not a curated record.